Molecule: messenger RNA, 4767 nt
Organism: Mya arenaria
Lineage: Eukaryota; Metazoa; Mollusca; Bivalvia; Myida; Myidae
Product: nuclear receptor subfamily 2 group F member 1-A-like
Exons: 4
Coding region: 508-1869 (453 amino acids)
Biological process (GO): regulation of transcription by RNA polymerase II; anatomical structure development; cell differentiation
Molecular function (GO): RNA polymerase II cis-regulatory region sequence-specific DNA binding; zinc ion binding; nuclear receptor activity
Source: RefSeq, a predicted model, not a curated record
CCGUUCCUUGAACCUAAAUGACACUGUCAACCAUAUAUGGCGAAUUCACUAUAGAAACUUUACUCUCUCAAUGGUUGGGUCAUAGUUCAGUAAAGAUAGGGUGCACAGGGUGACCAGUGAGAACCCUCUCUGCAUUAAAUGCGAUUACAGAGCGUAAAGAGCAGUGCAACUUGGUUACACCGUGCCGUAUGCGCCAGCAUGCAGGUUAUAGUAACGAUCAAGCGCUCGGGUGAAAGAGCAGCAGUCAGUAGAGCGACGGGACAUACAUAACAUCUCACAGAUAUGAUUUGGAAAUAGAUAAUAUAUCUAAACUUUGUUUAAAUACGGUUUAUGUUUAAAAACAUUAGAUAGGAAUCGUGGAAGUAAUAUAGUGUUUUAAAUAACCCAGAUGGAUAGUUUAAACUAUAACCUAUACACAUGUGAGGUUUAUCUAUAGGAUUGCUUACAGGUUAACCUUUUCACACACUCUGCAUUUGCGCUUUACGCAACGUUGUGUUUACAUUAAAUAUGGCGAUGACUGCCACACAAAAUCCUGUGCUAAACUCGUGGCGAGAUCCGGACACUGUCGUUGACUUAAACGGAACGACACCGACUGCGGUACAGCCACCACCACCGGCUCCGCAGGCUUCACAACCAGCAAACAUUACGUCAGCGUCAGUGCCACAACCAGUACAAACGCAGGUCGCCCAACCGGUGACCAACGUCUCAAACGGCGGCGACAGUUCUGCAUCAAGUCAGAAUGGGAGUUCGACUCCCGACAGUAAAAACCAGCACAUCGAAUGUGUCGUGUGCCAUGACAAAAGCUCGGGCAAGCAUUAUGGACAGUACACGUGCGAGGGUUGUAAGUCGUUCUUCAAGCGUUCCGUUCGACGUAAUUUGACGUACACGUGCCGGGGAAACCGGAACUGUCCCAUGGACCAGCACCACCGGAACCAGUGCCAGUAUUGCCGGUUCAAAAAGUGCUUGAAAAUGGGGAUGAGACGGGAAGGUAAGCUCCUCAACGGCGUUUCUGUCAUUGCAGCGGUACAGCGGGGGCGGGUACCGCCGACACAGCACCCAUUCGCAGGCCAGAUGGCGUUCACAAACGGCGACCCUCUGACUGGCCACACGUACCUGUCCAGCUUCAUUUCCAUGCUCCUCCGUGCCGAGCCGUACCCCACAUCCCGCUACGGACAGUGCAUGCAGCCAAACAACAUCAUGGGAAUAGAAAACAUUUGCGAGCUCGCAGCGCGCCUGCUCUUCAGCGCUGUUGAAUGGGCCAGGAACAUCCCGUUCUUUCCCGAGUUACAGAUCACAGAUCAAGUUGCUCUGCUAAGACUCAGUUGGAGCGAGCUGUUCGUGUUGAACGCCGCUCAAUGCUCAAUGCCACUGCACGUGGCCCCCUUGUUGGCGGCCGCAGGGCUCCACGCUUCUCCCAUGGCCGCCGACAGGGUCGUGGCCUUCAUGGACCAUAUCAGAAUAUUUCAAGAACAAGUGGAAAAAUUGAAAAUACUGCACGUCGAUUCAGCAGAAUAUAGUUGUCUAAAAGCCAUUGUUUUAUUUAGCUCAGACAGAAAACCUGAACAGCCUGCACAGAGACUUUCGAAUGCAUACAACACGUGUGGAAUUACUGACGCGAACCACAUAGACAGCAUCCAGGAGAAGUCCCAGUGCGCGCUGGAGGAGUACUGCCGGAGUCAGUACCCCAACCAACCCACCAGAUUUGGCAAACUUCUCCUCCGUCUCCCCUCCUUGAGGACCGUGAGCGCCUCCGUCAUUGAACAGCUCUUCUUUGUACGCCUCGUGGGCAAGACGCCCAUCGAAACACUUAUACGAGAUAUGUUGCUCAGCGGAGGCUCAUUUAAUUGGCCCUACAUGGCAAUCCAAUAGUACACGACUAUCUUUGCUUCAUACGGCUAGUCGCCCAUUCUCUGGUAACGAAAGCAAAUCACUGUAACCUUCUGAUCUUCUCAAGAACUGUGCAGCAUUGGCUGAGAGAUUGCAAUGUCAAUAGAGGGCAUGACUUUAACGCUAAAGGUCUGAUCGAUACUGCCAGUGAGACAUUUCGCAGAAACUUUUCUUAUUGGUUGAAGUUAGACGAUGCGCAUUUUUAAUACAUUUAAAAAAGGAUAAAGGUGAGGUUUGCUUUUGUCUUUAGGGAAUGGAAAUGAGCAGUUGUUGUUGUUUGUUGUUGUUGUUGUUAUUAUUAUAGUUGUGUUGGUCGUAGUCGAGAACAGACAGUAAACUAUUCAGACACACUAUUGACGAGUUUCCAAUCAAAAUUGGUCUCGUGUAUAUUUAUCAAUGAGUUCUGAUCCAUUCACAUAGCACGAUGUAUCCUGAUGCAGAGUGCCAAUAAAGCUGGCUUCAUGCGGUUUCUUUUAAUUUUCAAUCUUGAUAUAAUUAAAUCUACAAACGUAUGUGUACAGGUAGAUUAACAUUUUUCUUCAGUAUUUAUAAACUAAAUUAACUAUGUGAGAUAAUGUUACUGUCGCCCACACAGUUGAAAUCAUUGAAUAAUUCACAUAACCCAUCGCAUCAUAUGUAAUUAAUUUCACAAUCAUUUACUAAGGUUUUAAACCAGUCACUUAUUUAGAAGUUUCAAAAACUUGCAAAACCUAUGAAAAUGUUAAUUAUUAUUUUUUACCUAUAGUGUGUCAUUAAAUGGCAUACGAUGUAAACGGACAUAAUAAAUGUAUCCUUUCCUGUUUAAAAACCUUCUUAUAUUAAAUUUAUGAACUCUUGUCUAUUAAUAAUGCAUUGCAAUAUUUAUAAUUAGUGCUAGGGUUAACUUUAUGACCAUAUUUCUGUAAAUAAGAUGCUGUAAGAAGCACACGUGCAAGGCUUCCAAAGCCGCUUAUAUCCAUCCAUCUCCUCCACUCAGCAUUGGAAAUGACCAAAGUCCAUUUGAUGCAAGCACAGAGUGGCUUCUUAAUAAUAAUGCUCGUAUUCAAUCCACACAAGACCACUCAAUUCAGCAGCAUGUAUAUAGAAGUUGUAUUAUUUUGUAACUUUACAUACUUUUUAUGUAUAAUUCAAUUAUUAAUGGCGUUGUAAUACAUUCCAUGCAGUUUAUAUUUUGUACUUCUUUCUUUUCUGAAGUGUUUCACUGCGUACGUGACAGCAGAUAUUGCAAAAUAUCCAGCUCAUUAAACUUUAAAGUUAGGUCCGGAUAGGAAGGGCGGGAUGCUUGGAGGUCCGGACGGGGUGGGGGUGCGUGGGUAACGGACGGGGGAUGCUGGGGUCUGGAAAGGCGGGCGGGGCUUCUUAUUAAAAGACUCAAGUUUAUAUAUCACGACAUGUUUGCAAAUUUAAAAAAAAAACUUUGUUUACUUAACGAUACUUAUUUAUUUUUUUCGACAUUUAUAUUUAUAAUUACUACUUGUGUUUAACGAUCGAUCGUACGUUACGCUCGAUGAGAGAACUUUGCGAUGCCUCUUAUUUCAGAAAUUAGUACAGUUUCUACUAAGGAAAUAUUAUAUAAGUCACCAUCUUUUAAACGAAUGAGUAAAUUUUUCAUACUGACGGCUGGUUUUGAAACCCCAUAUGCUCUCGUAAGAACUGUUUGUCAUACUAGUGCGGUACAUUUAUGUGUGGUACAUGUAUGUGCAGUCCAUAUAUUACACUUAUGACGCGUGAAUAAUGAAUCAUAAGAACAGGAAAAUAAGUUAAAUGUCAUUUAUUUUGUGUAUAUUUCUGUAAACAUCUACAGUUAAGCACUGAUUCUAUUUCAACUGUCGAGUGUAUGUAUUUGACGUUUUUCGUUUUCACGUUUCACAAUGACUUGAACGUUAUUUAUCUCCCAUGCUUUGUUGCAUAAUAUGCGCCUACUAAAAUGUUGUUCACAUAGGUCUUUCAUUUAAGUCAUGAUGAUCUUCUUGUAUAUACGUAUACACCACUAAUUGCCAUAAUUCAUUCACAUUUGCACUCUGUUAGGUUUAAAACCACAUUGGUGCAUUUCAAUUUUACAUUAUUAUUCAUGUACAAUGUAUCUCUAUGUAUUCAACUGUCUUAAUCUAAUUCAAACCAGUGUACACUAUGUGAGCUCUAUGUUCCAACGGUGAACAACUGUUCGCCUGUCUGUACAUCUUGUAGUCAUUAGUUGAACACAUUAGUUUAACUUCUAAUUUUUAACGUAUGCUUCAUUUGAUGUAGUUAUGUUAUUCAGUAAUUCUUGAAACAAAACAGUCGCAUGUGUAGUUGUAUUAAAAAAGCAUUUUCUUCAAUGAUGCAGUUACAAAAAAUGUUGAUAUACUGUUGAUAUACUGUCAGAAAACGUUUAUGCACAAAAAUGUAUAAUUCAUAUACAAAACUAAAUUAUUUCACUUCGAAGUUUUUAAGGAAGUGAACGUUUUGACUUUAUUAUUUGGAAUGAAUAAACGGAUUGUCAUGUUUGGCAAUUCCAAAAAGAAAAAAAAAACGUUUUUUAAAAAGUGAACUUUUUUGACUAUUUUCCUUGUUUCUCUUUAUCUGAUCUUUCAGUGGUUUUCCACAUUCCACAUGUAUAUUCACAGAACUAAUACAAUUACUCUGGUGAUUUCAUAUUUGUUUUAAUGCAUUCAUUUAUUUCCAUAGUCUGUAAGAACUUCAUUGUGACACGUUGUCCUAUAACUGUGCUUUCUUGUCAUUUUCUAUAAAAGUGUAAUUAAGUUAGCCAAUGAAUUUGUUACGGAACUAGAAAAGUAUUAUUUGUGUAAUGUUAUAAUUAUAGUGUUGUGCUUACAUUAUUCGUGUCCAAGACACACAUUUCUUUCCGCUUACAGAAGAAAUAAAACAAUUUUAUUUGCA